Messenger RNA from Melanaphis sacchari, 446 nucleotides. It is a transcript of the gene RpL37A, whose product is annotated as 60S ribosomal protein L37a. The transcript is spliced from 3 exons. Gene Ontology annotation, cellular component: ribosome. Gene Ontology annotation, biological process: translation. Bases 110 to 388 code for a protein of 92 amino acids. Gene Ontology annotation, molecular function: structural constituent of ribosome. The record is from RefSeq and is a predicted model, not a curated record. Lineage: Eukaryota; Metazoa; Arthropoda; Insecta; Hemiptera; Aphididae.
AAUGUACAAUCAUAUAAUCUCUUUUUCUUUACCUAACUCUUCUGGUUAGUGUUACUUGUAUUAUUAAUUUAUUUACUUGUAAGUGAAAGAAGACUUCAUCGCCUUCAAAAUGGCCAAACGUACUAAGAAAGUAGGAAUUGUAGGUAAAUAUGGUACUCGAUAUGGUGCCUCGCUGCGUAAGAUGGUCAAGAAAAUUGAAAUCACCCAGCACAGCAAAUAUACCUGUUCAUUCUGCGGAAAGGAAUCCAUGAAGAGAGCUUGUGUGGGAAUUUGGUCAUGCAAACGGUGUAGAAGAACUGUUGCAGGUGGAGCUUAUGUAUAUUCUACAACAGCUGCAACUACUGUAAGAUCCGCAAUCAGACGUUUGAGGGAAGUGAAUGACUUGUAAUUUCCAACAUUUGAUUAUUAUCUAAUAUAAGGACAUUAAAAAAAAAAUAUAUAUACCA